AUGUCGGAACUUGAAAAAUUAUAUUACGAUCCCGCGCAUUACGCCGGCUUCUCAGCAGUGGAAAAUCUGACACGUGCCGCUAAGCCGAAUUUCACACGUAACAAUGUCGCUCGCUGGCUGGAAUCGCAAGAUGCGUACUCGCUGCACCGUCCACUGCGCCGAAAGUUUCCUCGACUGCAUUACAACGUAACGAAUAUCGACGAUGUGUGGGAGGGCGAUUUGAUUGAGGUGCGAAAUCUUAAAAGUUAUAAUGACGGAUAUUCUUAUAUUCUCGUGAUUAUCGAUGUACUCAGUAAAUUUGUUUGGGUGGAACCAUUACGUGACAAAACGAGCGUAUGCGUGACAAAAGCUUUUCAGCGUGUACUCGCGAGAAGCAAAGGACGAAUACCUAUAUACUUGCAAACUGACAAGGGUAAAGAAUUUGUCGGGCGUGCGACGCAAAAAUUUUUGGAAGAAAACGAUAUUCGUUUUAGAGUAACGCGCAAUCCCGACAUCAAAGCAGCCGUCGUCGAACGCUUUAACAGAACGUUAAAGGAACGAAUGUGGCGUAGAGCGAAAGGCACCUUCGAGAAAGGAUACGAGGCGAAUUGGACCGAGGAGAUAUUUCGAAUUCAUCGUGUUCUUGAAUGGCAAAAACCUCGUGUGUACGAAUUAAGCGAUUUAACGGGGGAGGUCAUAGACGGGAUCUUUUACGAACAAGAAUUAGCUCGAAUCGAGAAAAACCUACAGGAGGAAGAAUUUAUUGUGGAUCGCGUGAUAAGGAGUAAAGGACGUGGUGCUAAUAAGCAACUGCUAGUUAGCUGGCGCGGAUAUCCUAGCAAAUUCGACUCUUGGAUCCCAGCUUCGAGUUUAUCGAAUCUCCGAGAUGACGGCAACGGACCAAUUUCACAUGAUUCUUCCAAGCAAUAG
Molecule: messenger RNA, 909 nt
Organism: Solenopsis invicta (red fire ant)
Lineage: Eukaryota; Metazoa; Arthropoda; Insecta; Hymenoptera; Formicidae
Exons: 2
Coding region: 1-909 (302 amino acids)
Biological process (GO): DNA integration
Molecular function (GO): nucleic acid binding
Source: RefSeq, a predicted model, not a curated record